AUGAAUUGGGACUCUACCUUUCAAUCGACACUCAGCCAAAUUGUUGGAAAUCCUUAUUAUCGACAAACAUGCCAGGGCAUCAGAGACGAUGGAACCCAAUGUCGGAACGACGUGCCCAAGAUCUCUCGCAUCAACAGUGCGAUCCAACUUGGCCUGUUCGACGAAGGCCCUCCCAACUGUCCUUCCGAAGCCGUUCUUACAGGUGCAGCAAAAUCUAUGUUAUGUGUAAAAUGCAGGCUUGAUAGCUCCCGAGUCAAGCAGUGUACCCAACGAUGGAUUCAGCAAUGGAACGCCACGCUCAACCAAGCAAACAUCACCCCCAAAUCUCCGACUCUAGGGAUCGGUGAAACGGAUCAGUUGAUACGGCAUCGGUUGGCUGAGUCACCUCCUGCGGCAUCGAUACCGCGCGCUGGACUGAAGCUAUGGAGCUCCGGCUAUGCCGGUGUUUCAGAGUAG
Penicillium canescens is the source of this 456-nucleotide messenger RNA. RefSeq lists its product as uncharacterized. The transcript has a single exon. The coding region runs from base 1 to 456 and encodes 151 amino acids. The record is from RefSeq and is a predicted model, not a curated record. NCBI's taxonomy places the organism in Eukaryota, Fungi, Ascomycota, Eurotiomycetes, Eurotiales, Aspergillaceae.